Molecule: messenger RNA, 2599 nt
Organism: Oncorhynchus keta (chum salmon)
Lineage: Eukaryota; Metazoa; Chordata; Actinopteri; Salmoniformes; Salmonidae
Gene: epoa
Product: erythropoietin a
Exons: 5
Coding region: 347-901 (184 amino acids)
Biological process (GO): nucleate erythrocyte development
Cellular component (GO): extracellular region
Molecular function (GO): hormone activity; cytokine activity; erythropoietin receptor binding
Source: RefSeq, a predicted model, not a curated record
AUUCAUAGAUAAUGGGUGAAUGGGAAGUCCCUCCUUGCUUUUUUUGAGACAUGAUUUAGGCUACAUUUUGGGACUAUUGUUUGAAAACAUGGAUAUUAUUUGGAUAACAAUCAAAUAAAAAAAUGGACCCAUAACAGCGGAAGUCGUUCAGAUAGUCAUCACAGGACAAUGCAACUUCAUUUUCAUUGUCAUCAAUAGCAAAAAUCUAACGGAUCAGUUGUAGAAACAACUACCGGAUAAGUGCAAUCAAAUCCAGCGACAAAUCCAUAAAAGAGCUUCGGUUGCAAUUAAUGGUGUAUAUAGACGAAACAGCGAGGAUCCUGUGAGGGACUAUGCGGAUUCCGAUAUGGAGUUACCACCCAGACUCUUUGCCUUUCUGCUGAUGCUGUUGGAGUGGACCAAACCAGGGCUAUCUAACCCCCUGCGUCCGAUCUGUGACCUGCGGGUCCUAAAACACUUCAUUGAAGAGGCCAGAGAUGCUGAGGCAGCCAUGCUGGCAUGUAAAGAAGGACGUGGUCUUGCAGAGCCCGUCACUGUUCCCCAAACCAAAGUAGACUUCAACGUCUGGGAGAGGAAAACUGCACUGGAGCAAGCUCAGGAGGUUCAGUCUGGCCUGUGGCUGUUAAACCAGGCCAUCGGCUCGCUACGAACGUCCGUCACCAACACAGCGCUGCACAGCCACAUAGACAACAGCCUCAGAAACAUCUUCACCAUCGGACAGGUGCUGCGCAGCCUCAACAUCCAGGAGUACACCCCUCCAGCAGGGGGCGUGGCUGGAGGUGAGGAGACAUGGCGGGUGUCGUCUGCUUCAGAGCUCCUCCAGGUCCACGUUAACUUCCUGCGAGGCAAGGUGCACCUCUUGCUGUCCAACGCACCCAUCUGCCACCAGGGUAGCAGCUGAUUGGGGCUCUCCAAGGCAGGGCUGAACUGAUUGGAGCUCCCUCUGGCAGGGGGGGGGCGGGCUCUUACACUAUUGACCCUGCUUGUUGCCAGGUAGAAGUCUAAAAGAGGAGAGUGUGUGGACCAGAUCCUCUCAGGAGAGAAUGAAGCUAUGUGGACAGAAUAGUUCCUAUUGGACCUUUAAAAGAACAAGAGCAGGUAGCACCUUGUGAAUAUUGACAUGAGGGAGGAAUGUGGUGAGGAAGUAAACCACGAAUGGGGCCCAUAUAAUGCACCGCUCUACGGCUCUUCAGUACUGUGUGUGUGUGUGUGUGUGUGUGUGUGUGUGUGUGUGUGUGUGUGUGUGUGUGUGUGUGUGUGUGUGUGUGUGUGUGUGUGUGUGUGUGUGUGUGUGUGUGUGUGUGUGUGUGUGUGUGUGUGUGUGCUUGCCUGUGUGUUUUAGCAUGGACUGUGAGUUCUCACCGCCAAGCACUGGACAAUCCACGUGGAUUGCACCUGAUGACACCUUGUUGGAGUUGUUCUGCACUGUACCUGACUGACAGCAUUGACAGCCUGUCAAAGUCCAGGAGGAGGAGGCCUAGCCUAUACCACAAACUCUUCAAACUUCACCGCCCACCUCAUUCUUAACACACAACACUUUUCCAACUGCUGUUUAUUAGUGUCCUUAAAUUAAUUUUAUAUUGCUCUUUGUAAUUACUUAUUUAUAGUUCUACAUUUAAGCUCGACUCACUGUCAUGGCGAAGGUAUUCUGAGAGAUAUACUGUAACUAUGAACUAGAGGCCGCCGUUGGGCUCCAACGGUUAAUCAUAAUCACUAUAUAACGCCACUGAACCAUGUUGUAAAGAUAUUUGUAUACGUCAAUAUCCAACUGUUCACUCCUGUCUGUUACCCUUCAUAGAAUAAAUGAUCUAUGUGUUUGUAUGUACUGUAUGUAUGUGCGAGAAAAUAUCUGUGUGAAUGACAGUUUUAUGCAACUCUUAUAACCCUAUUUGAACGGACUAGAGGUGGGAGAGACAGAAGCGGAGGUUCAGUCGGGUUGAAGGAGGAAACGAUUGAGAGGAAGGGCUUACGUGAGAACUCUGAAGCUAUGCUCUGAUUAUCAGUGUGUCUGGUUUAUGCAGGCCAGUGCUCAACUAGAGCUUCGACGCAGAUAGCAAGACUGCCAGGACAAAUAUUGAUUGGUUCUUAUGAUGAACAUCCUGCAUGCCUGUUUUGUCUCUCUUAUACCUUCCUUCAACCAGCAGCCAAUCAACCCGAAUCCUGGGAACCUUUGGAGUCGCUGACGUGGUGGAUGCCUUCACUUUUGGGAUUAGAUUUGUUCUCCUGGGUAGUUUUGCUUCUCGUUUGAACGUUUUACAGUCACAGUGCAGAUGUUUGUACAUGUUUUUGUCCUGUUUGUAUCAGUUGUUUUGCCCCCUCUAUCAUAGUGCCAUUUGGUUUUUAAAUACAAAAUAUCAUUCUUUAAUUUAAAAAAGGAUGGACGAAAAAAAGGCAAGAGGAAGUUUGUUUGUCUGUGUGAUAAUUGCAUCACUUUUGUUGUCCUUGUCCCCUGGAGAUAUAUCUGUGGUUUGGAAAGAAAGCCAUGGGUAACACUUUAUUUUGAUAGUUACUUGUAGUCUGUAGAGCAUCUACAGAUGGACUAUCUACUAACUAUCUACUAACCCUAGCUCUAACCCUAAACUUAACCAUUACCCGUAUU